AGAUUAAAAGUGUUAAAAGAAGAAUCUCAUGGCCUCUUAAAACCACCGCCUUGGCCAAAAUCUAGCAUCGACUGAUUCUCUCUAUCUAUCACUCCCCGUUUUGCAUGUACCAGCCGAUUGUAACCGAUACCCCAAUCUCCCUUCUCCAUUAUCUUACCCUCGUUACUUGCAGCCAAGCCUCGUGUCGAUCUGUUUCUGGUCCUGCCGCGUCUUCGAUCUACCGGUUUGGUUAAUCCUCUUAUGAUUUUCUGGAUGUUUCUUGGCAAUUAAGCUCAUCUGCGACCAGAAUGGGAUUUGAUUACGAAUGCAUUGUAGAUGUUAGUCAACUUGCAGGAGAGUAUUUCUGUCCAGUAUGUAGUCAACUUGUCUAUCCAGACGAAGCUCUUAAGACUCAGUGCUCGCAUCUGUUUUGCAAGCCAUGCUUAACUUAUACUGUAUCCACGUCACAAGCCUGUCCAUACGAUGGGUUUCUGGUUACAGAAGCUGACUCGAAGCCACUUAAGGAGAGUGACAAAGCAUUGGCGGAAACUAUAGGUAAAAUACCUGUCACUUGUUUGUACAACAGGAGUGGAUGCCCGUGGAAAGGUAAUCUAUCUGAGUGUUCUUCUCACUGUGGUACCUGUGCCUUUGGAAGUUCCCCAGUUGUUUGUAAUAGAUGUGGGGUGCAGAUUGUGCAUAGGCAAGUCCAAGAGCAUGUUCAGAAUUGUCCAGGCAUACAUUCUCAGGUUCAGCAGGCUGCCACUGUUGUAUCCACUUCUGCUGUCCAAAGCCAGACAACAAACGCACCUGCAGCAACCACUCAAGUAGCAGGUGGUCCUCCCAGUCAGGAUGUUAAUCAGCAGGCCAUUGCUACUAGUCAGGUGCAAGCAGUUACUAGCACAAUUCCACAAAAUCAAGGACAGUACUAUCAGCAACAUCAGCAGUACUAUCAGCAACAACCUGGGUAUGACCUUUAUCAGCAGCAGUAUCAAUAUUACCAUGCAUAUCAACAGCCAACAGUCCAGCAGUUUCAGCAGCACCCGCCUGUUGGGCAAGGGCAGCACCCACCUGUUGGGCAAGGGCAGCACCCACCUGUUGGGCAAGGGCAGCACCAGCCUGUUGGGCAAGGGCAGCACCCGCCUGUUGGGCAAGGGCAACACCCUCCUGUUGGGCAAGGGCAGCACCCUCCUGCCGGCCAAGGGCAGCACCCUCCUGCUGGGCAAGGGCAGCAACCAGUUCAGGUUUAUCCUCAUCCUCAACAACAGUCUCAGGUUCAGGCCCAUCCCCAAAUCCAAUUACCAACUCAACCUCAACCACAAAUCCAGACCCACCAUCCACAACCUCAACAGCUACUACAUGCUCAAGCUCCUGUAACUGGGCAAAAUCAAAACCAGGCUGCAGUUAAUCCACCACAACAACAGUACCUUGCUGCUGGGCAACCCCCCUUUCAAAUGCAAGCACCAGUACAAGCUCAGUCACAUGGACCCUAUCCAGGACAGCAGCAAAGGCCACAACAACCCAUGCCCCAGUAUCAUCAACAGUCCCAUUCUCAGGUUCAACAUCCACCCACACAGAUUCAGCCACCUUUCCAACAGCAGCAGCCACUACCACAACCGCCACAACAACCCCAAAUUCAGCCUCCUUUCCAGGCUGGUCCUCAGUAUGUGAAUCCUCCACCACCUUUUCAUGCUGUUUCAGGUCAUCAGUCCUACGGACAGCCUCAGGCGCAUCAGCACAUGCAGGUAGCACCUCAGCAGGUCAAUCCCCAAAAUGCGUUUCCUCAGCAUCCUCCUAACCAAUAUUAUGGUCAGUUACAACAUCCUCCGCAGAUGAAAUCUAAUGUUCAAUUGCCAAGUCAGCUGCCACCAACAGUGUUGCCAGCUCAAGGUCCUGCUCCAAGCUUCCCUCCAACACAACAACUUCCCAUGUAUGGUCAUGCUCAGCAACUUGGUUAUCCAAGUAAUCAUCGUCCUGCAUUGCAGCCCCCACAUCAAUCAAUGCCGCCACACUCCAUUCAAUCUCAACAAACUUUCCAAGGGCAACCAGCCGUGCCUGUACAAAAUCAGUUAUAUCCAUCUGCUCCUUUUGUGCAGCAGCAGCAGCAGAUGCGCCCACCUCACUCUUUGCCUACUGCUCCUCACCAGUCUGUUGCACCUCAAAAUAUGACGCAGCAGUCUCAGAAUUACAAUGCACGGCCUACUGUGCCUAGUCAUGGAGUUCAACCUCAACCUUCUGCACAGUCACCUGCUGUGUUUACUAGUGCUGGUCAGGACAGGCCAAUGCAGCCCUUCAUGAACCAGGCCCCUCUUAAUCAAAAUGAUACUCUUAGAAGGCACAACCAACUACUAAAGUCAUCUGAGCAACAGAUUGCACAAUCAGUUGAUGUCAUUUCAAAUUCGGGUCCUUCAGUUGAGACAACAGUGAUUUCCAACCAAGGAACAUAUGGUUUAUCCAGUGAUGGAAGACACCAAAACAAAGAUAUGGACACAGAUUCAAAUCCCAAAGCUAAAGGAACAGGUACUCUGUUGCCUGAAAAUGGGAGUACUUUGCCAGACUCUUCUAUUAAGAGUGUAUCUGCAAAGAAGGUAGAUGGUGUAAUUGAGACUUCAGGGGAUGGUGGAGCUGUUGACACUUCGCUCGAAGUGAAGACAAAAAAUAUGGUCAAUUCUGAGGUUUCUCGCAGUGAGUUUGAAGAUGGUUCAAAGGCUGUUUCUCAAGAUCAGGGUCAAGGACAUGUAGGGGAAGAUGUCAAGAUCUUCCCUGCUCCAAAUGAGAAGCAGGGAAAGACUUUUCCUAAUCCUACCAAUCAAAUUCCUGUAACAGAACAAGGAAGAGACCCAAGUUAUCCUUUGCAUCUCUCAAAUUCUGGCCAGCAUCAGAGGCAUCCUGGAAGUUCUAUGUUCCCCCUUGUGCAAUCUCAAAAUGUUACUAAGCCUCAAGGACCAGAACAAAUGCAUCUGAAAGGAAUGCAGCUAGUCCCACCAGAGCGUUUUCCUGCUGGUCUUCCUGAAGGAAGUUUUGAGUUGACUGCUAUAGGCAUGGGAAAGGGAAGUUACAUAAGUCAGCCACAUCCAAAUCAUCCAGGGGAAGCAGGACAUUUCAACAAUUUGAAGUCGAGCACUUUGGAUGGAAGGAAACCAGAUUCACAUCCUUUUGCCACUUCAAACAUGGGUCCAUAUGGGGAGCCGUCAGAGUUAAUGUCAGCGAGAGGAAAGAGGGAACAAGGUAGUGACCCCCCUUUUAAUAUUGAAGAUGGGUUGAAUCGUUUCCCAGUGGAUCCUGCUCGUCAACAUGACCGAGUAUCCAGGCCUCCCUACAAACUUGAUGCUCCACGUGAAGCUCAUGAUAGAGUAAGGCCUCUUGGUCCUGAUGGUAAUACAGGGAGAUUGGAUCCUGCUUUUCUUGCACCCACUUCUGAAUAUCCACGGCAUCAUAUGGAUAGGCUGGAUCCGAGAAGCCCAGGUCGUGAAUAUCUUGAUUUCCAUUCCCGUAAUCCUCACCUUCAUCGUAACCAGCCAAGAUUGGAUGACAUUAAUGGAUGGGAAUCACAUCAUUUUAAUGACGCAUCAAGGGGCUUAAACUUCUCAUCAGAUCCUAUUCGCCAUCCAUUUAGUCAAGAUAGGCUCCCACAGAGAGGUGAAGUUGAUGUACCUGGGAACUUUCGAGGUGGUGAUUUAACUAGGCCUGAAAUGCUCCCUCCCCAUUUGAGGAAAGGCGAUCCUUUCAGUUCAGGGAACUUUCAUGGCCAUUUUCCCUUGCCUGAACCUGGUUUUGGUUCUUAUGGUGAUCCACGCAUGGGUGAUUUUUCUGGGCCAGGAAAUUUGCAUCAUCGUCCGCGAAUUGGUGAGUCAUUAGGUGAAAAUCUAUUUGGCCAGCCUCGUAUUGGUGAACCUGGAUUCAGGAGCAGCUACUCAUCUUCUGCUAGCUUGGAUUCAAUCGAGAGGCGGAGGCCUCCAGGCAUAUACUGCCGCAUUUGUGAUGUUGUCUGUGAAUCAUUGGAAGCAUUGGACAUGCAUGCCCACACCAAGGACCACCAGAAGAUGUCUCUAAAUGUUGUUGCGAACAUUAAAAGAAAUGCAAAAAAGAGGAAAGCAACCAACCUCUCUUCACUUGGAGCUCGAUCUCAUAGAGACAUAUAGAAUUAUGUGCAAGUCUAGAGGAUCAGGUUAUGAAGCUCAUGGAACCAAGCAUUGAGGAUUUAUAUAGUGCUGUUAUGAAGGUUGUUUUAGUGGAGAUGGCUUUUGAACUUGUCCUUCUGCUGCAGGUCAAGUUUACUUUUGAGUAUAAUAUCAGAAUGCAUUUUAUUAGACAAGAUGUUUUUUUGAAACUCAGAAUUCCUAUUUCAGUUAAGUUUGUUUUGCUUAUAAUUUGGCAUAUUUACUUUGUCUUGUGCCAGUGCGAAGUUCUUUUUAUA
Molecule: messenger RNA, 4393 nt
Organism: Impatiens glandulifera
Lineage: Eukaryota; Viridiplantae; Streptophyta; Magnoliopsida; Ericales; Balsaminaceae
Exons: 8
Coding region: 288-4118 (1276 amino acids)
Source: RefSeq, a predicted model, not a curated record